Molecule: messenger RNA, 601 nt
Organism: Temnothorax curvispinosus
Lineage: Eukaryota; Metazoa; Arthropoda; Insecta; Hymenoptera; Formicidae
Product: small integral membrane protein 8
Exons: 3
Coding region: 276-542 (88 amino acids)
Source: RefSeq, a predicted model, not a curated record
GUAAUUAUCUUGCAGCCAAUAAGAGAGAGAUUUCGGGUGCGGUGCGGUUCAUUUGAUGCUGUCAAAUAAAUACAUGCAUAUAAACCGGCCGAUUUCCUUCUCUCUCUGCUAUAAGCAUUCCUUAAUCCUUUCGCAGACAGGUUAAGUUAUUUACACAUUACACACGAUUAGACAUACGUAAGGACAUAAGUGUGUCUCUGAUCGGACGACGGUGGUGUGGACCGUGGACGACUGAGGAAGGUGAAUGUAAAACUUUGCAGCUGAAAGAUAACGCGAUGAAUAAAAAUAAAAAUACUCGUGAAACAACACCAGGUGAUGGUUUACGAUCAUUACGGAGCACUACGUUAUUCCGCGCCGUUAAUUUCGAGUUGUAUACCAAGCCGAACAAAACCAUUAUGAUUCUCGGUGUUAUGGCAAUGUUGGGUUGUUCAGGAUACAUAUUUUAUAUGAAUUUUAAUCAAAAGAGGAACGAUUAUCGUACUUUAGUUAAAUCAGACGACACUGUGGUAUUAGUGAAAAAAGCAUCCAAGUGGACGGAGUAAGAAAAUCCUUAACGAACACACGGGGCAUUGCUUGUAGUUGAAUGACUUGAUCAAGUCUU